This is a messenger RNA of Sparassis crispa, 501 nucleotides long. RefSeq lists its product as hypothetical. The transcript has 7 exons. Gene Ontology annotation, biological process: adenylate cyclase-activating G protein-coupled receptor signaling pathway. The coding region runs from base 1 to 501 and encodes 166 amino acids. NCBI's taxonomy places the organism in Eukaryota, Fungi, Basidiomycota, Agaricomycetes, Polyporales, Sparassidaceae. Gene Ontology annotation, cellular component: heterotrimeric G-protein complex. The record is from RefSeq and is a predicted model, not a curated record. Gene Ontology annotation, molecular function: guanyl nucleotide binding; GTPase activity; G protein-coupled receptor binding.
AUGAGCGAGCACAUCCAAUUCCCAUGUAACUACAAGCAGAAGGAGCGGGAGCGCGGGGCGGGCGGCGAGGCCGACGCCGCCCAGGCGGCGCUGCAUGCCUGUGCGGGGGAGCUGCUCGCGCUCUGGCGAGACCCUGUCCUAAGUGAGAUUCUGAGACGGAAGUGGAUCCGCGUCGACGACGGCCCGGGGUUCUUCCUGGACGACCUGGAGCGCAUCACCACACCACAGUACCUGCCCUCGAACGACCUCGAGUACCAGUUCGAGAUGGAGGCCGGCUCGGAGAGCGGGACGCAGUGGCGGAUCAUCGACGUCGGCAGCUCGCGUUCGCAGUCUUCCCCCAGCGCGGAGACCUGGGUCCCGUUCUUCGACGACGUCGACGCGAUCAUCUUCCUCGCGCCAAUCUCGUGCUUCGACCAGGUCCUCGCCGAGGACCGGAGUGUCAACCGCCUCGUGCGUGUCGCCCCUCCUCCUUCCCUUGCGCGCGGAAAUCCUGCCGGAUGA